This is a messenger RNA of Oikopleura dioica, 1047 nucleotides long. The record is from the annotation of a GenBank genome assembly. NCBI's taxonomy places the organism in Eukaryota, Metazoa, Chordata, Appendicularia, Copelata, Oikopleuridae.
AUGUUUAAUUUCCCGAUUAUUGAUCUAAAUAAGCUCGAAAGCUCGAGUUCAGAAAGAGAAGAAUUACGAAGAGGCCUAACUGAUGUUGGCUUUUUCUAUGUCAAAAAUUGGGGACUUUCUGAGAGCGAACUACAAGAAAUCGAAGCACUAACUAGAGAAGUCUUUACUGCGUCAGAUGCUGAACAGAAAAAAUUAGAAGCUUACAUUCGGAACAUGGCACAUUCAUUCUACCUCUUUGAUAUGGACUCUGAAUUCAUUCAAAAGGUUGAUCCGAAUCUGAAGCUCGAUAUCAAAAGAAUAGAUGAGAAAUUUUGGAAAAUGUUUUUGGCGAUGAAGAAUACCGGACUAGACCUUCUGACCUGGUUCGAGAAAAUUUUUAGUCUUCAGCAAGGUCGUCUUCGGGAACAAUUUGCUACCGAUCCUGUUUGCUGUCUUCAUGGAAAUUAUUACGACAAGACUCCAAAAGGAGAGUGGGGAAUCGAGUCACACUUGGACAAGGGUCUUAUUACCUUGCUCUACCAAGAUCAGACGGGAGGACUUGAGGCGGAAUAUGAAGGAAAAUGGUAUCCGAUCCCGCCAAUUGAGGGGUCAUUGAUUAUCAAUCUCGGUCGAAUGCUUGAGUACUUUACUUAUGGCGUGGCAAAGGGCGCUUGGCAUCGAGUUCGAGCACACAAGACCGAUAGAAUUUCCUGGCCAUUCUUUCUGAACCCAUCUUUUGAUGCACAAUUUGCUCGACUUGAUGAGUUCAAAUCGAACGAAGCAGCAUUUACCGAUCUUGAGAAAAAACGUCGCAUUAAUGUUAGCGGAACUUAUGAGCCAGGCACAACCUUUGGCUCAGGAACUUACCGAGACUGGCAUAAUAAAUACGUUGUCAAUGCCGAUGAACAUCGACGGAAUAGAGGCCAUCUGAAGAUCUGGGAAAUGGAAGAGCCUGCAAAGGCUGAAGUAGAUGGUCCAAGUUUCAAAUCUCUUCAAGCUUUACCGAAUCAGUGGAAGCAGCCUAAUUCUCGUGUUUACUUAAAUGGAAGCAGCUGGGGAGGAUAUUGA